Molecule: messenger RNA, 1697 nt
Organism: Seminavis robusta
Lineage: Eukaryota; Bacillariophyta; Bacillariophyceae; Naviculales; Naviculaceae
Source: the annotation of a GenBank genome assembly
CCUCCCCCUCUAUGCCCUCAUAAAAUCGAAAUCUACUGCUAUCCACCGGUACCCUCAUAAAACGAAGCAAACUUUUUUUUUAACAAUGACAUCGUCUCCCAGCAGAGCCAACGAUUUGAUUCGAAUGCCUCCCAACUUCUUCUUGACCGACACCAUGGUGCUGUGCGCCAAGGGAACAAAGGCGAUGCAGCAUCCAGGCAACCUUUGGCUGCGAUCUCUGGUUAAAUCAAAGCUGGAUGAGUAUUCUGAAUGCAGAACGAAAAAGGAGCGCUCUACACUUGUCAACAGCAUAUUGCACACUAUCAAGGAAGCAAACUGUUUCAUGGGGGGAUCCUUUGUCAGACAAAUUGACGGUGUUUGGUAUGACGUGGGUUAUCGCAACUCACGUGAGAAAAUUGGCCAGUACUUUCGAGAUUUUCUCCCCAAAACGUACAAAUCUAGUACAAAGGCAAAGUCGAAUCUGCGACGGACGACGUUACCGGUCGGCAAUGACGAGGAGAGCCCGGGAAAGACUCUCAAGAGGUCCUACUCAGAGAAUGAUGUCCAGAACUCAAGUAGCACAGAAGAGGUCAAACCACCAGCAAAGCGAUCGCGCUCGGUGAACAUCCCACGAUCUCGUAGUGAUCAUACCGACCGGACAAGGAACAACGAGGACACCAUCGAGGGUAUCUCAACGAGCUUUCUCAGCGAAGGAUACCAUCUAUUCGAAUCCAACAUUCCAAGCAAGUUCGACUUUUCAGUCGAACCACAAAGACCACAGGUAUCAGCAGCUGCUUCAACUUCCCACAUACCAAGUCCUCCAGCAGCUGAAGCUUCCCAAUCGUUGCUAGCUCCUAGCCUAGUAGCUCCCCUCGCAUCAAGCGCUCAACGAAUCCUGCCGUCCUCCAUAGCCAACGCCGAGUCUUUCAGCUCUGAAAUGUUUCUACAGCAACAUCUGAACCAAGCUUUGUCCGAGGAGCCUCCUCGCGAAACCUUACCGGUGGAUGGAACUUGGGUCCAAUCAACACUUCUUGGAACCACAACGCAGCACACAGGGAUGCACCAACCAAGGCGGCUGUCUGCCAAUGUGCCAAAUUCGACAAUCAGCAUCACCCAGGAAGCAACAAUAAGUCAAGAAGAAUCCUCCGAACUGACCCCCCAGUGUUUUUCUGCUUGGAACCAAACCGGAGCGUCAGAACCUCUAGAUCUAGAACCCGUGCCCUUAUCGGAAGCUACCUGCUUGGCCCUGUCUCAAGGCCGUACACGCAGACGUGCCCAAAACACAGACAACCAUGGCAAAAUACCCUUUGAUUGGAAUCAAAACUUUGGGGAUCCAUGAGCUGCCCGCUUUUCUUGGGCGGGGUUGCAGACGUGAUGCAAUAUAUAUAUAUAAAUAUAUAUAUCGGCACGAGCGAGCUACUAGUAGCUGAAUUGGGGCGGGCUGGUCAUCUUUCCCGUCCUCACCAGAACACGUCCACAAUUGGUGCAAUAGACGGCACUGUCCCUCGUCUCUUAAAAUUAAAGCAAAAAUAAUUUCCAUGGCCUACGAGUACUAAUAUGCAAAUGCAUGCUUCGCGGAUGACUUUUGUGGUGCCUUUUUUGAGAGUGAGAGUAAGCAGGGGUACAAGGAGUGCGAAACGCUAGGAGCACUUGUAUUGGCUACAGUUUGAUUGGGGCCUAUGCAAAUGCAUGCAUUGUGAAAUUUCUUUUGUUGGUGC